CCGUGUACCGUCUCCGGCGACCGGAGCCGCAGCGCUGGGUCUCGACAGGGGCGAACGCGGGCCCUGGGCCGAGGCGACGACCGGGAACGCCGUCGCGUCGGCGUCGUCUCCGCCCUCACCGCCUCACGGCGCCGCCUCGUCGAGCGGCUCUUCGUCGAGCGGCUCUUCGUCGUCGACAGCCGUGGUCGUGGUGGUCGCGUCGCCGGGCCCGGGCCGGCGCCCGGGACCCGCGUGGCGACCCCCCGGAGGAGCAGGAGCGGUUGCCGUCAUCGGCGAAGGCGACCUCGAUGCCAACGUCGGCCGUGCCGUCGACAACGACGACUACGUCGAGGACGAAGGCGUCUUCGUCGAAGAGGUCCUGGUCGUCGCUGGAGACCUCGAGUCGCCUCUGCGUCGCAGCCUGCUCCUCAACGACAAAUGGCGGAGGCUUUUCGACAAGUUCGACCCGGAGGGCUUCGGCGAGAUCCCGUGGUCGGACUUCCUCCGCGCCCUGGAGACCCCGGAGUUCUGCCAGGCCGUGGGACCGGCCAAACGCGAGAUCUUAACUGCCAAGGCGCACCGGAGCCAUACGUCGGCCAUCACAUUCGACGACUUCGUGGCCGUGAUGAGCGGCAAGCGCACUCGGAGCUUUAAGAUCGCCGUGCACCGCCGAGACGAGCGCGACAUCUGGCAGCAGCAGACGCGGGCCGGAGCGGGCAACUACUGCCAGCGGCACGGCAGCCUCAGCGCUGCCACCACUCCCGGAAGGGGAUACUACGGCUGCGGCUCGUCUUCGUCGGCGGCCGACGACGAGGAGGACCCGUGGCGCCGCCCUGGCGCCGGCGCGAGGGCCGAGGGCUCCGUGUUCCGCAGCAUGGUUCGCGCCAUCGCCACCGAGUUCCUGCCGGACGGCAGGGACCGCAAGUACUACGCGGACCACUACAGCUGCCGGCCGCCGCCCCUGUUCGUCUUCGUCGUCACCCUCAUCGAGCUUGGCUUCUUCACCUACUACACGGUGACCACUGGCGCCGUCACGCCCACGGGUCCGGUGCCCAUCGACAGCUUCUUCAUCUACCGGCCCGACAAGCGCCUCCAAGUAUGGCGAUUUGUCUUCUACAUGGUCCUGCACGCAGGGUGGAUCCACCUGCUGUUCAACCUGCUCGUCCAGAUGUUGGUCGGCCUGCCCCUGGAGAUGGUCCACGGCUCCCUACGCAUCGGCACCGUCUACAUGGCCGGAGUGCUUGCCGGUUCUCUAGGCACGUCAGUGUUCGACACGGACGUCUACCUCGUCGGUGCUUCAGGCGGAGUCUACGCUCUGCUGGCGGCACACUUGGCGAACGUACUACUGAAUUACAACCAGAUGCAGUUCGGUCUCGUGAGGCUGGUGGGCGUAUUCUUAAUUGCCUCCGCUGACGUGGGCUUCGCGGUCUACGACCGGUACGCCGCCGAGCCUCAUGGGCCACCAGUAUCGUACGUGGCACACCUGACCGGUGCACUGGCGGGCCUCACCAUCGGCCUGCUGGUGCUCAAGAACUUUGAGCAGAAACUGCAUGAACAGCUGCUCUGGUGGGUGGCACUAGGCGUCUACGCGGCCUGCACCCUCUUUGCCGUGCUCUUCAACAUCUUCAAUUACUGAGCGCCGGGAGAGCAAAUGGGUCUUUAGCGUCUUGCAACUACUGUGACAGCUUGUGAGUGACCACCAUGUUGGUGCAACUUUGCGCUUGCUGGUGGAGGAGCGUUUACAUCAAGUCAACUCUCAAUUGUGCUUAAAUGGUGCGAGGUUGGGACUGAUACGCUAAAAGAUGACAUGCUAUGGCUAGCAACACUGAGUCAGCACAAGAAAAGUGUCAGCCUGUUUUAUAUGUGGAAGCAAAACUUUGAGAAUCAGCAAGAUACUGCUUCCUUACAGGCCAGAGUUGAAGAUCCCUCUGCAAGUCAACGACAAGUGUGGCAGACUCGUUGCCUUUGUUUUAAACAAAUGUAUGACCACAGAACAAACCAAAGAAAUUUGUGAAAACACCGUGAGGAUUUUUUAGUGGACUUUGCUGUGUUCCAGUGACUCGUGCAAAGAAACAAGAUAUGGAAGAGGCGUGUUGUUCAUGCUUCCCGAGGCUUUCCACAAGCAUGCAACACAAACACAAGCAGCAGGGUGUAGGCCAUGUGUCGUAGUUUGUGGACUCGUGUCAAAGCGCAGUAGAGCCAGAGAAGAACAUGGUUUUUAAUCGAUUGAAUGGCAACAAAGAAUUUCCAAAUGCAUAGAAUGCAUGUGAGCAGGCCUUUUCUAGAAUGCCACCAACACUGAAACAUUUCUCAAAAAAAAGCUCUAAACCAAAGAGUCAAUGAACUGCUUUUACCAUUUCCAGUGGCUUGAGUAAGCCUACCAUUUCCGGUGGGUUCACUAUCCCGACAGAUAGAGCACUGUAAAAGCACCGCCUCUGAAUGCAACAGCACACACUGCCGCACAAAUAGCGUGCAAGACUUCUGGAGCUAUAGCAACCAACUGUGACAAGCCGAUGAGUUCGAAAUACAAGCCCACUGCCAAGAAAAACAGUACUGCCGCAUGUCUGCUCGCAGCUCAAAUCCUGCCAUGAAAAAAAAAAAGGAAGUUAGAAAAAGGAGUCGUCGUACAAACGUGUGUUGAAGCUCCUCAGGGAUCGACGGAGACCUUCUUUUCAACAUCUGGCAGCUACAAGACAAGCAGCUGGGACUUUUGUUUACAGUACUCCAAAUGUGUCUGUGUGUGCGACUGCUGUGUACAGGGUGUGCAAACGGAAAACGAACAACAAAGUGAAUGCUUCUCCAAGAGCGUUGAGUGUGUUGUGCGCUUUGUUGACGACAUUGAAAAAGAAAGGACCCUCUUCGAACUGCAUGGGAAAAUCGAGUGGUCCUCCGCAUUUCGUGAGAAUGAGUAGCCAUUGCAAGCAAGGACACAAACUUUGCGAACUCUUGUUUCACAUCCUGCCGUACCAUUCUGGACUAGUGUGCAUGUGUGUGUUUUGCCAUGUGUGCAUUUCGAGCUCCCUCUCGCCAGACAGAAAAGUGUCUCCAAUUGCUUUGCGUGGCUUUUCUGUACAGCACCUUUUUUUUGUAAGCUCACAAACAGAUAGUCUAUAUUUCCUCAAGGCGUGCUAGCGCAGAUGGUGAGAAUAUAUUUAUUUAGGCCUUGCCCAGAUAUAUCUAUAGACCUUUUAUGACCUCAAUGUCAAUUAUAUUCCAGAAUGUAGUUAUAGAUCUGAUAAAUGAGAUGUGUUUAGAAGCGGCAUGCUGUGUAUAUUUUAUUUAUUUAUGAAUUUGGUGCUACGUAUGGCCUUUUUUUUUUUUUCAAGUGCUUAUUUGGAAUGCUCUCUGCAGGCAUAAAUGCAAGUGCUUCGAUUCCGCAUCCAAGUUUAUUGUGUUAUUCUUUCCAACAUGAACAACUAUGUAACCACAAUGCUGAGAGUGUUAUAAUCAGGUUUAAUUGCUUAAUUCUCAUUUGACAUGAUCAGACUGCACAUUCUAAUAAUCAUAAUAUGAACAAGAUUGUGUAGCCAUUCUAACAAAUCGCUAUAGUGCUCAUCGAGCUGCAACUUCUAAAUAGCACGAAUUUAUUGUCGCGCAUCCUGAAGAGUGGUUCUUACAAUUUAGAUUCACAUUGAUAUUUUUGUUCUAUUUAUAUUUUCGCUUCAACUUUGCCUUGCUCACGCCCACAACGCCAGUUACCUCAGUUUACCCUUUGCGUGGCUUAGCACUACCAUGCAACAAGGAAAACUUAAAGUGUGCAAAGCUGUCUCAAACAUCAUUCGGAAGUGGCACAAGUGCAGAUUCCUGUUCUUUAAAGCAAAAUGUUGGUGCAUCUAGCACCUCGCACAUGUGACCUCCCCUUACUGUCCUAAUGUGGCAACUUGAUAAGUACAGAUAUCCGCAAAACCAACUAGAGCGGCAUUUGUCUCGGGUUCCAGGUUUUCCAGGCACGUUGAAAUUCUCACCAUGCAAAGGCCUGCGUCGUGUCGCUCGAAGUGGCGCUUGUAACCGAAUGUGCUUACCUUGCACUUCAGAAAAACAAUGCUUAUCAAGUCUGCCACGUCAGCCUCGGUUAACAACUUGCUGCUGGACAAGUGCCAAGGUGUUAGUGUGUCGCACCUACUGCUUCCGCCAUCCGUCAGGUCGCGGAAAAUGUGACCAUCCACAGCUUAUUGCACAGAUAUAUUACUUUCAUUGUCACAACCAUUCCGUAGAUGUUGGUGCAAGCAAGCCAUGGGCCUCGCAUUUUUUGCGUUGCUUUUCUCUAGCAGUGGCUGAAUAUAACGCACGUUUUUCUUGCGUCAGAAGCCGCAGUUUUCACAAGUUUCGGCAGGAAUCUAAAAAAAAAUGCACACGUUGUCGCUCUCCGGUACGCAUUGGCCUUGUUUGCUGCUUGGUACACAGGAGACGACACGAGUGUUCACCGGUGUAUAUAAAAGAGCACCGCAUGGUCCGUUUGUUUCAGCGCACAUUCCGUGAUGUUCCAUCAGCACACUGUUCUUUACUUAUGUAGCCAAAGCACUUUUUUUUUCUUUGCAAAUUGUGUCAUUCCCUUUCCUGAGAAAGUCGGACAUGGCCGCUUCCAAUGGGUUCGUGCACAGAUUGAUGUGAGCCCGCGUCACAAACUUCCAGCACUGGUUGAAAUCGCCCGACACACCAUUUGUGCACAGUCAGUACCACAACUGUCUAGAACAUCUAGCUGUCUUAAUUAGGCUUAUCGACUGCUGACGUAAAGACAGGAGCCCUAAUAGUGCUCAUCGCACCCUCAAAAGAUAACACCUGCCACAGUUUUGAGGGUGGCAGCCAUGUUUCUCAUUGGACGCAUUUCUCACUCCACCUCUAAGUUAGUGACAAUCACUAAUAUUAAUUUGAACACCUCAUUGCUUAGCACAAGCUCUGCAUAUGUAACUUCAUAGAAUAACUGUUCACAGCUAUUUCUUAUUAAAGAAUGGAUAAUCGUAAGUUUGCUAAGAGUUAUAUGCGUAGUGGCUUGAGACCAGGAUUACACAUCGAAUAUCCACAACACUGCCAGGCAUCUACGAUGUCCCAGGCACUUUUGGCACUGACUGUGCCUGCACAUUGUUGCUAGAGUCACAUGCAAAAAAAAAAGCUGCUUGUGCGCUGUAUAACCUGUUCUUCCUCCUUUUACCUGCGGUGUGGCCUUUGACAAAAAAAAGAUGUCACAUCCUGUGCAGCAGCAACGUGUGUCGCUAUAUGACCCCACUGUCAUUCCACAUAUUUUUUUUUUCUUCUUAUAGGCGGCACUAACACCGACACUGUGUCACCUUGUAUGUGUCCAUUUUAGUCUGUUCGCGUGUGUCGUGUUUGUACAGCUGUAGAUGAGAGAUUCUUUUUUUAAGCCAUUGUACAAAGUAAUUUAUUUGAAAAAACAGAUUUGCAACUUUAUUAAAGUGUUUUCUUUUGUUCCCUUUA
Messenger RNA from Dermacentor andersoni, 5412 nucleotides. Its product is annotated as protein rhomboid-like. Gene Ontology annotation, molecular function: serine-type endopeptidase activity. The record is from RefSeq and is a predicted model, not a curated record. NCBI's taxonomy places the organism in Eukaryota, Metazoa, Arthropoda, Arachnida, Ixodida, Ixodidae. Gene Ontology annotation, cellular component: membrane.